This is a messenger RNA of Salvia hispanica, 1080 nucleotides long. RefSeq names its product small ribosomal subunit protein uS2y-like. Gene Ontology annotation, molecular function: structural constituent of ribosome. The record is from RefSeq and is a predicted model, not a curated record. Lineage: Eukaryota; Viridiplantae; Streptophyta; Magnoliopsida; Lamiales; Lamiaceae. Gene Ontology annotation, biological process: translation. Gene Ontology annotation, cellular component: ribosome; small ribosomal subunit.
GUUUAUAGCAGAAGCAACAAAUACAAUACUCCUUUGAGCGGAGCGGCGAAGAGCAUUCAACCAUGGCUGAUCAAAGGGUGCUCUCCACAAGAGAGGCCGACAUUCAGCUCAUGCUGGCGGCCGAGGUUCAUCUCGGAACCAAAAAUUGCGAUUUCCAGAUGGAGCGCUACGCCUUUAAGCGCCGCAACGAUGGAAUUUACAUCAUCAAUCUUGGGAAGACAUGGGAGAAGCUGCAGAUGGCUGCCCGAGUCAUUGUUGGAAUUGAGAAUCCCCAGGACAUCAUUGUUCAAUCUGCUAGACCUUAUGGUCAGAGAGCCGUUCUGAAAUUUGCUCAGUACACUGGUGCUAAUGCUAUUGCUGGGCGUCACACACCUGGAACCUUCACCAAUCAGCUCCAGACUACUUUCAGCGAGCCAAGGCUCCUGAUUCUGACUGACCCAAGAACUGACCACCAGCCUAUCAAAGAAGCUGCUUUGUACAAUAUCCCCACAAUUGCUUUCUGUGAUACUGACUCGCCUAUGCGAUAUGUGGAUAUUGGAAUUCCUGCCAAUAACAAGGGAAAACACAGCAUUGGCUGUCUGUUCUGGCUUCUGGCCAGGAUGGUGCUUCAGAUGCGUGGUGUCAUUGCUCCUGGUCACAAAUGGGAUAUUAUGGUGGAUCUGUUCUUCUAUAGGGAGCCUGAGGAGGCUAAGGAAGAGGAACAGGAGGAAGCUCCAGCUCUUGAUUAUGCUGAUUACGGUGCUGCUGCUAUUGGAGGCGACUGGUCUACUGCUCAAAUCCCAGAGGCUCAAUGGGCUCCCGACUUGGCUGGUGCAGCUGCACCAGUUGCCGAUGGUUGGGCAGCUGCUGAAACAGGUCCCGAUGGAUGGGAUGCAGCUGUGGCCCCUCCGGCUGAUGCUGCAACAACUGUAGUUCCACCGGCAGCUGCUCCGGUGGACAUUGCCCCGACUGGCUGGGAAUGAAACCUUUCUUAAAUAUAUUAUUUUAGUUCUGAAGUUAUACGUAUAAUUGUCAUCUGGCAGUCUUGAGUUUUUGUAGAAUGUUUUAAAAGCAGUUGUUUUAAGUACUAUUGUUUAUUGA